GGAGCUGGGCGCUGAUUGGUCAAACCAGUCACAAGAUGAUGAGAAGUUAAAAAAAAAAAAAAACAUUGAAAGCGUUCCUUCCAUUCAGAGCAGCAGCAGCUUCAGGGAACUCCUAACUCUACAAAAUGAGUGAAUCACUUGUAGUCUGUGAUGUGGAUGAAGAUCUGAUUAAAAAGCUGAAGGAGUUUCGCUUCCGGAAGGAGACCAAUAAUGCAGCCAUCGUUAUGAAAAUCGACAAAGACAAGCAACUUGUUAUACUUGAAGAAGAGCAUGAGGAUAUUUCUCCUGAUGAACUGAAGAAUGAACUGCCUGAGAGACAGCCCAGAUUUAUCGUCUACAGCUACAAGUACCAUCAUGAUGACGGACGCAUUUCCUACCCCCUUUGCUUCAUCUUCUCCAGUCCACUGGGUUGCAGACCGGAGCAACAGAUGAUGUACGCGGGAAGCAAAAACAAACUGGUGCGGACUGUUGAACUGACUAAGGUGUUUGAGAUCAGAAACACUGAGGACCUAACAGAGGAAUGGCUCAGAGAGAAACUUGGGUUCUUCCGCUAAGGUCACCUCAUCGGGAGGUCUGAGCUGUGAGGAGGAUCCUGAUUGCACAACUUGUGUCAUCUCUUAUGGAGAACACACUACAGUUUAAUGUUUCCCUCCUCUUUGGACCAGACCUGACUUAAAUAGUGUUUAAAUACUUCCUGUACUCAGUUUUAGGCCUGUUUGAUGUCUGUAUGAACUUACAGAGCAGCACACUACAUUUCAAGGUGAACCAGCAGGUUCAGAAAAUCACACGAUUGUAUUUCAGAGUUCUCUUACAGUACUUUUCUGUGGUUGUCAACAUUCUGAACACUAACUAACCUUCCCCAUCUGGCCUAAAACUGAAAAUACUAUUUGACACAGGUCUGCUUUUGUCUCUCAUACAACCUCUCCAUGUGCCAGUUAUAUGUCUGUACUGAAUUAACACUCCCAUACCUCUUUAAAGCGGACAGAAAUCCAUCGUACUCAUCCGCCCUUCUUAAAUGUGUCCAUGCAGACAAAUGUAUGUUUGUUUUCCUUAAGUAGUUUACACUCAGUAAACCUCCUGAAUUACACCUUUUUAAUUAUUUGAGGGAGUCUUACACUUAGAUUUUGAUUUAUGCUUAGUUAUUUCUGGUUUUAUAUAGGGUUAUGUACACUUUGGCAUUACAAUAGUAAUUUCCUUCAGUUCUGGAAAACAAAUGUCCUGCCAGAACAUCUAACCAGAACAAUGCAGAGUUCUGUGUCAGUCAGUUUCUCCAUCAGUGUUCAUUCUAGGGCAUUUAGAUGAUAAAUAGGAAAAUCACUCCAGUCUAAACAGGAUGACAUAACACUACAAACCGCUUUUACAAGUGGCACUCCGAAGCUUACAUAUGUUUGUACCUUCUCCUCUUCAAAUGAACAAGCUGGCGGCAGCAGCCUUCGAGUGGUGCUUCUCAUGCUGUAGACUCACUCCUCCAUCAGUAGAUUAUAUCUUUUGGUCUCUGUUUAGAGAAGAAACACAGUGAUUCAUAGUUGCAACGUGCUGUUCUAUAGUGAUAAAACACUCCUGCAUAUUUCCACUGCAACAUUCCAAACUGAACAGUUUAUUAUCAAACCUCCAUUUCUAGUGACAGUGACAGUCUUGAAAACACUGCACACAGGGUGGCAUUAAAUGUCCUCUUUUUAAUCUACUGGGUGAAUUCUGUGUAAGUGGGUUACUGUAUCUUUAGGGAGAUUGUUGGCUAUUAUUGUGCAUUAUAGCUAUUACUGUUAUUAGUGUUUAUGAAUGUUGUGCUUCAUUUUGGUGUAAUCUACUUUGAUUACUUCAUGGUGACCGCAGCUUUGAGGUGCACAGUUUUAAGGAUGAUGAUGGCUGUGACCUCUCCGAACGCCAGUUGUGCUUAAUAUUUAGACAUGGUUGACAAAAAACAGCAUCAGGCAUUUAACAUUUUCCAGAGGAGAGUCAGACUAAUAUAUUUUGAGGAAUGAUACUAACUUUUGUGUUUGGAACUUGCUAACAGUUUAUAAUUUGUGCCAAUGUCAAGCCACAUUUUAACGUUGACAAUAUUUAAUUGAAAGUUGAAACGACAACAAAAUGUGUCACUGUUAAAACAUUUUAUGAAUAUGGCUGUUCAAGCUGAAAAAUAACAUUUUUUACAUCUUUCAUUCUUAAAGGUGAGACAUCCCUUAAAAUUAACAUUUGCAGUGCACUUCAGUCCCAGAUAGUAAAAGAUCUGUAAAAUGAAGCUAAAUACUGUAUUUUGCUGGUGCUAGAGAAAUUUGUGAUAUUCAGCUGUUGGUUGAAAACAGUGGGGUUUGAUUGUUAAAGUCUAGUAUCACCUCCAUAUAUUGGUCUGACUCUGAGAAAGAGUAUUAGGCACAAAAAUAAUUCCUCAUAUUCCCUCAUCUGUGUCCUCUCUUAGUGUAAAACUGGGAUGUUGUGGCUGAUUUAAUGCCACGUAAUGUAUGAUGUCAAACUGCUAAGUCUACCAUACCAAUGCCUUGUCUUAAAUUUUUGUCAUAUUUUUGUCACUUUGAAAAAUCAUGAGGUGAAAAUGAGAAUGUGCAGGAAAAAAUAGAAAGUGACUGAAAAAAGCCUUGUUGGGGGAUUAUACUAUUUCUUUUUUUUAGACAUUUAUUUUUUAUCUUUCUAAUCUGUGAUGUCCAGAUGACAUCUUUUUUUUGUUUGUAUAAUCAAAGUACAAUCCUGGUUACAUUGUGACUUAACAAAACUGUUUCUUUUUCUUGAGAUUUGACUCAAAGGUAUGUGCGCACAAUCACACCAUUUAAAUGUAAAUCAUUAAUGAUGUAAAUGACAAGAGAAUCAUUUAUGAUUUACAUCUCAGGACAGGGUUUAGUCUAAAAGAAACAAUGGGAUAUAACUGUAAUGAAUUACUAUCUACUGAUACCACUGAAGGUGAGAUUUAUACAGCUUAACAUUAAGACAGUAUUGUGCUGAUGUAGCUGAUACAUAGUGAGAUACAUUCUCCUUUGGGGGUGUGAAAUUUAUGUCUGAAAUAAAAGUAUAAGGCAUGUUUUGACAAAGGCAGUACAGGCAAACGCUCAAAUUAUUUUUAAGUUGAAAUAUGUGCAAUUUACUGGUUCUGAUGGGAAUAGAAAUACAUGUUGAACUGUAAUGUGAUGAGAAAAUCCGUAACAACUCUAAAAUGUGGAGAACUACUGUAAAAGAAGUGCAUGCGGUAAUGUAUGUAUGACGGAAUAGUUUCCAUAAUUUACCCAAGGAUACAAUUUAGAAUCUGCUGCUUGGUUGCAUGUAUUCCUCCUAAAACAGAAUACAUCUGCAAACAUAUUAAUUUGAUUUAACUGAAUCAAUUUAUUUGUGUUAUAAGCUCUUUAAUGGGUCUCAAAAGCACUCUUCUUGGAAAUACUUGCCUAUCACUAGUCCUUUUUGUUGGAAUACACACUACUAUAUAUUUUCACAGUAAAGGGAUGUAUAUCAGAAAUAGGCCUACAGUACAACAUUACAUUUGGUUUUGAGCCAUGUAUCAGGUUAUGUCCUAUGGAUCUAAUAGCUUUCCUUCCUAUUGUGGUGAACCUGUUGUAUAUUUGGCCUUCUCAGUCUUUCAUUUUAACUUGCAAAUGUGUUGUUCAGCUUUUGGUGUCCUCUGAUAAAAUGCCUAGUAUUCUGUUUUCUUUACUUUUUAAUAAAAACACACCUGAACUAUGUAUCAUAACCAGCUGCCUCAUGGCAUAAGUGAAACUUGAGAUAUUUGUACUUUCCAUACUUUAUACAGUGUCUCUUGUCCCUGUUGUCCAAAUAAAAUAACAGUGAUGUUUAUCCUUC
This is a messenger RNA of Sphaeramia orbicularis (orbiculate cardinalfish), 3798 nucleotides long. RefSeq names its product glia maturation factor, beta (gene gmfb). The record is from RefSeq and is a predicted model, not a curated record. Gene Ontology annotation, molecular function: actin binding; Arp2/3 complex binding. Gene Ontology annotation, biological process: negative regulation of Arp2/3 complex-mediated actin nucleation; actin filament debranching. Bases 126 to 554 code for a protein of 142 amino acids. The transcript is spliced from 7 exons. Gene Ontology annotation, cellular component: cortical actin cytoskeleton. Lineage: Eukaryota; Metazoa; Chordata; Actinopteri; Kurtiformes; Apogonidae.